GCGGCACGGAGGGGCCGGUCACCCCGCAGCCCGGCCCCGGCCUCCGCCGUUCGUCGUCGCGCCCCGCCCGCGCGCUCGCCGCCGCACGUCUCUCGCCGGCGGCCACCAUGAGCACAGGCCUGCGGUACAAGAGCAAGCUGGCGACCCCAGAGGAUAAGCAGGACAUCGACAAGCAGUACGUGGGCUUUGCCACACUGCCCAACCAGGUGCACCGAAAGUCGGUGAAGAAGGGCUUCGACUUCACACUCAUGGUGGCUGGUGAGUCGGGCCUGGGGAAAUCCACACUGGUCCACAGCCUCUUCCUGACUGACUUGUAUAAGGAUCGGAAGCUGCUCAGUGCCGAGGAGCGCAUCACCCAGACGGUAGAGAUCCUGAAGCACACGGUGGACAUCGAGGAGAAGGGCGUCAAGCUGAAGCUCACCAUCGUGGACACGCCGGGUUUUGGGGAUGCAGUCAACAACUCCGAGUGCUGGAAGCCCAUCACUGACUAUGUGGACCAGCAGUUUGAGCAGUACUUCCGCGAUGAAAGCGGCCUCAACCGCAAGAACAUCCAAGACAACCGUGUGCACUGCUGCCUGUACUUCAUCUCCCCCUUUGGGCAUGGGCUGCGGCCGGUGGACGUGGGUUUCAUGAAGGCAUUGCACGAGAAGGUGAACAUCGUGCCUCUCAUCGCCAAAGCUGACUGUCUCAUCCCCAGUGAGAUCCGGAAGCUGAAGGAGCGGAUCCGCGAGGAGAUUGACAAGUUCGGGAUCCAUGUGUACCAGUUCCCCGAGUGUGACUCUGAUGAGGAUGAGGACUUCAAGCAGCAGGACCGGGAACUGAAGGAGAGCGCGCCCUUCGCCGUCAUAGGCAGCAACACGGUGGUGGAGGCCAAGGGGCAGCGGGUCCGGGGGCGACUGUACCCCUGGGGGAUCGUGGAAGUGGAGAACCAGGCGCACUGCGACUUCGUGAAGCUGCGCAACAUGCUCAUCCGCACGCACAUGCACGACCUCAAGGACGUGACGUGCGAUGUGCACUACGAGAACUACCGUGCACACUGCAUCCAGCAGAUGACCAGCAAACUGACCCAGGACAGCCGCAUGGAGAGCCCCAUCCCCAUCCUGCCACUGCCCACUCCAGACGCGGAGACUGAGAAGCUCAUCAGGAUGAAGGAUGAGGAGCUGAGGCGCAUGCAGGAAAUGCUGCAGAAGAUGAAGCAGCAAAUGCAGGACCAGUGACCCCACCCCAGCC
This is a messenger RNA of Propithecus coquereli (Coquerel's sifaka), 1230 nucleotides long. RefSeq names its product septin 5 (gene SEPTIN5). Gene Ontology annotation, cellular component: cell division site; synaptic vesicle; septin ring. Gene Ontology annotation, biological process: cytoskeleton-dependent cytokinesis; regulation of exocytosis. NCBI's taxonomy places the organism in Eukaryota, Metazoa, Chordata, Mammalia, Primates, Indriidae. The coding region runs from base 108 to 1217 and encodes 369 amino acids. Gene Ontology annotation, molecular function: GTPase activity; molecular adaptor activity; GTP binding. The record is from RefSeq and is a predicted model, not a curated record. The transcript is spliced from 12 exons.